AACGGACUCCCCGUCGUUGCAGUCCAUCCGAAAUUGACCUGUAAAAAGAAAAGCAGUGCUUCCGGGGGGAGGGGGAGAGGGAAAGCAGAUAUUUGCCGAGAGAUGAAACCCUAGCUUCGGGCUCCUAAAAUUCCAGUCAGAAGUAAAGAGUAUUAGGUGAUUGCCGUUGUGGACGAUGGAUGCGCAAGCGAGGAAAAAGGCCUUGUUUCGUGCUAAAUUGAACGCACAGAAGAAAGACAAACGCAUAGAUUCACCUCUCGUAAGGUACAAUGAACUCGAGCAGCCUGUCUGUAGGGUUUGUGACAUUGUUUUGAAAUCUGAAUCCCUUUGGGAUGCACACCAAGCUUCUCGUAAACAUCAUGAGGCAAUAAAUAGUAUCAAAGCCAGUGCAGCCGGACUAACCCGGGUUAGCAAUGCGAAAUCUGAGCCCCAUAAGGAGUUGUCUAAAGUUAAACCUGAACAGUCUACAGAGUUGCAUAUUGUUAAACCUGAAUGCUCAAUGGAAGUGCCCAAACGUCAGUCAUCAGCUGUGCUUCCUCCAGAUUUUUUUGAUAACAGUGAGGCAAAAAGGCUAAAAACUGGAAAGGAUUCUGUCAAGUCACUGGAGCCUGAUUUAUCCAAAAAGAUGGUGACUUCUGCUCAACCAGAGGAGAUAAAUUUGGCUAUUGAAAUAGAUAAAUUGCCUAGUGCUAAUGUUGCACAGGAUAUAAGUGUGCAGUCUGCUGGGGAGCAUACAACAUCAGUAGAGAUUGCUGGUUUGGAAAUCAAGCAAGUAAAAGGAGCUCUACCUGAAGGCUUCUUUGAUAACAAGGAAGCUGACUUACGUGCACGUGGCAUAAAGUUAGUUAAGCCGGAUAUCAAAGAUGAGUACAAGGAAUUUGAAAAGUUGAUCCAAGAAGACUUGCAGGAGGUGGAUGACCGUUUUGAAGAAGAGGAGAUUGAUGCUGCUGAAAUGAUAGAAGAGGCCGAAUCUGUUGAGCAGAAGGCCUAUAGAGAGAAAGUUGAAAUGCUGAGGAAGAAGAAAUUGGAACUGCAGGUUGCUAGGUCUUCCAAACAUGGUAAAGCUUCUGAGGUUGUUGGCAAGGAAUCCAACCAUGAUGAAUCAUCCAGUGAUGAUGACAGUGAUGAGAAUUUUGCAGUUGAUUGGAGAGCUCAACACUUGUGAACAUUUUUUCCAUGUCGCCGAACAUAAAACUUUAUUUUUUAAUUCAUUUUAGCGCCUUUCAUAGAGGAGUCAAAACUAUAAAUUAUUGUAAAUAUUCCUUUGAAAAGGUGUAAUUUAUUGUUUGAAAUUUUCCGCUGAA
Molecule: messenger RNA, 1304 nt
Organism: Juglans microcarpa x Juglans regia
Lineage: Eukaryota; Viridiplantae; Streptophyta; Magnoliopsida; Fagales; Juglandaceae
Product: zinc finger protein 830
Exons: 7
Coding region: 176-1165 (329 amino acids)
Biological process (GO): mitotic DNA replication checkpoint signaling; nuclear DNA replication; mitotic DNA damage checkpoint signaling
Cellular component (GO): nucleus; spliceosomal complex
Molecular function (GO): nucleic acid binding; zinc ion binding
Source: RefSeq, a predicted model, not a curated record